CACGUGUUAACUUUGAGGUUUUAUUCAUUUUGUUGAUAAUUAUUCACUUACAUUUUGAAUGCAAGGCUUUUCCCGAGUAAUAGAGUUUUUUUUAAAAAAAAAUGGUAUGGUCAUUUUUACUUAGGCAAAAUAUAGAUAAAACACCUCAUACACCACUAUUCAGCAUUCAAGAAAAGACAAUAGCAGGGGAGAGACACCAGGGGGCAGCAGUGCACCAUCACCGAGUGCAGUCAGCCUCAAGAGGAAGAAGAAGGAAGCGGUAGGUACAAACUGGACACUGCAAUGUUUGGACUCUUCAGGAAAAGUAAACCUGUGAAAAUUAGGAGCCGUAAUGACAACAGAAAAUACGGAGUUGCAGCAAAGGGUGUGAAGGAGUUGCUUAAAAAGGGCUGCAAGUUAUUACAGUUGCCAUUGUCUGGUGCACAUGUGUGUUUGUAUGCGGAUGGGACCAAAGUGACGGAGGGAUUCUUCCCAACUCUUCCAGACAACACUGAACUUGUUCUCCUCUCCAGCGAUCAGACAUGGAGUGGAGUUGUGUGUGACAUCGAUCAGUUACUGAACACAGACCGGCACGCCGAUGGCCUCAUUAAAGCGGCGAGAGGGCUCCUGUCUGAUGAGCAGUCUCAUAAAAGACGUAAAAUCCUGACUGACCUGCUGUUCAACCUGGAGGACAGAUCUGAGCUGGAGAGGAGAGAGGAGGAUGAAGACUGGUUCAAAGGUGUCGAUGCUCGAUUUAAGACAAAGUCUGCCUACAUGAAGUUCAACUGUGAGAGCAGGAUACGAAGCUACAUGAAGGAGGUGGAUGGCACAACCAAAACCAUCGAGAAGGCUAAAAUCAAGGCAGAGUUUCUGAAAGCAUCGAAAUGCCUGGCAGAAACACUGAAGGCGGCGAGGUACAACGGCAGCUACUUUGACAGGACUGAAAAGGAGCUGGAUCGCCUCUGUACUCAGGAAGGAUGGUUUACCUGUCAGGGAUCAUUUGAGCAGGAAGUUUGCCUGUCUCUCCACUCCAUCAACCCGUACGGCAGCCGAGAGAGCAGGAUUCUCUUCAGCACAUGGAAUCUGGACCAUAGGAUUGAAAAGAAAAGGACCAUCAUUCCCGCUCUGCUGGAAGCUCUCCAGAAUCACAAGAGCGAAGAUGUCAACCUGAACUACUUCUACCGCCUGCUGUUCACCAGGGAGAACCUGAAGCUGGUUCACAUCGUGUGCCAUGACAAAGGUGCUCACAACCUGCUGUGUGACACCAAGAAGAUUUUUAAACAUACCAUUAACACUGACAACACAAAACAGAAGCUUAAAGGGAAGAAGAGGCGCUUGGUGUGAUAUUUUUACCCUUACUUUUAUGAAAAAAAUGAUCAUUUGAACUGUGACGA
Molecule: messenger RNA, 1373 nt
Organism: Epinephelus fuscoguttatus (brown-marbled grouper)
Lineage: Eukaryota; Metazoa; Chordata; Actinopteri; Perciformes; Serranidae
Gene: dffb
Product: DNA fragmentation factor, beta polypeptide (caspase-activated DNase)
Exons: 7
Coding region: 283-1323 (346 amino acids)
Biological process (GO): apoptotic DNA fragmentation; apoptotic process
Cellular component (GO): nucleus; cytoplasm
Molecular function (GO): DNA endonuclease activity
Source: RefSeq, a predicted model, not a curated record